UCACCAUCCACCGCCCCAGUACCAGCCCAGCCACGCGCCACCAUGUGCCACACCAGCUGCUCCCCAGGCUGCCAGCCAACCUGCUGCAUACCCAGCCCCUGCCAGGCAUCCUGCUAUGUGCCCGUGAGCUGCCAGUCCUCCGUGUGCGUGCCCGUGAGCUGCACGCGCAUUGUGUGUGUGGCUCCCUCCUGCCAGCCCUCCGUGUGCAUGCCCGUGAGCUGCAGGCCCAUCAUAUAUGUGACUCCCUCCUGCCAAUCUUCGGGGUGCUGCCAGUCCCCCUGCACCACCAUCCUCUACAGACCCAUCUCCUGCAGCACCCCUUCCUGCUGCUGACCAGCUGCUCCUGGUACACAGGGGUACACACCUGUAUCCCUCCGUGAAUAAGCAUCUGGUGGACC
This is a messenger RNA of Nomascus leucogenys (northern white-cheeked gibbon), 398 nucleotides long. RefSeq names its product keratin associated protein 12-3. Gene Ontology annotation, cellular component: keratin filament. The record is from RefSeq and is a predicted model, not a curated record. NCBI's taxonomy places the organism in Eukaryota, Metazoa, Chordata, Mammalia, Primates, Hylobatidae.